AUGGUGCGAGCCACAGCCUCAGCUGCCACCCUGGCAAAUGUGUCAUCUUCAAUUUCGUCACCAUUCGCUUCUUCCUCUCCAUCCUCUCAAAUGACUGGACAAAUUAUUGGAUCGCCUAUAUCUGGCCUCUCUGUGCCACCCGAGCGAGAACUAUAUGCCGUCAACUUUCAACUACUUUCUGGUAAGUAUUGUAUAACGUAUUAUUAUAUCCUACCUUCGUGA
Molecule: messenger RNA, 222 nt
Organism: Protopolystoma xenopodis
Lineage: Eukaryota; Metazoa; Platyhelminthes; Monogenea; Polystomatidea; Polystomatidae
Source: the annotation of a GenBank genome assembly